UGGUAUUCAUUUAAACCUGACCAGCUACAGCGGUCAGACGGUGCCACUUUUUCUGGAAACAGGCUUGAUGGAUCCGACCUUUGCUACCCAGAAUCAGUCAAAUGUCGAAUUCAAACCAAGAAGGUACGCAAAAGGUCCUCACGCAACUUCCUCGGUAUCCAAACGUCAGCUUCUGCACGUAUGACUCACUCUUCUCUUGAAUCUCAUAUUUCUCCUGAAUACUCUAAGAUUUUCAGCAGACCUUCCAAGCAGUAUCACAAAUGUAUAUGGGCACAGGAUGGGAGGCUCAGCUUUUAAAGAGGACGGCCUUUCAACGCCUCGGAUGCCGACGGUAGUCUACACGUAUAUCUCGAAGGAGAUACAAAAUGUACUGAGACCUCACUUCAAAUGUGUCGGCAGCGCUAUCGAAGGACCCUCGAAGACCACUCAUGGCGAUGUUGAUAUAUUGGUGGCUGAUCCGGUGGACAAAGCUCGCCGGAAGCAGGGAGACUUUCUUGCAAGUCUCGUCGGUGCAAAAAAGUGGAAAACGACGGGGGCCUCGCUUCUUCACUUCGCCGUGCCGUGGCCGCAGGAACUUGAGUACCAAGAUGGGUUUCCAGAAAUCGCUAAAGCCGUGUCGGCCAGAGAAAAUGACGAGGAACAAACCGCAGAGUCAAUAGCAAAUGCUCAAGAGGUGGUUCGGACCUCAGCUAUCCCUGGAGCAGGAUCUCCACGCACAACAGGGCCGCCAGUCCCAAGGGAAGCUCCCCAUUCACCCGCGACCGAGAAGUGCAUCCAAGUCGACAUUCAGAUCUGCCCGACAACGACAGCCUGGGAGUGGCAACUUUUCUAUCAAGCUCAUGGUGACCUUUGGUCCAUGCUGGGUAUAAUCAUCAGACGAUUUGGACUGACAUGUUCGUACGAUGGACUACAGCUCCGAAUAAAGGAAAUCGAAUCCCACAACAAAUUGCACUCCAGGGUAAAGAUGACCCAAGAUCCAUCCCGAGUGCUCGAAUACCUUGGCAUGGACAUCGAACAAUACUGGGCGCCUUUCGAAAGUUGGGACGAUAUGAUGGCCUACGUGGGGACUUGUCGCUUUCAUGAUCCUGGGCGUUGGAAGAGCAAGCCGAACAAGGAAGAGGAGGAUGGAGCUCAAAUUAAGAAGGGCCUGGUGGGGGAAGUGGUCGAUGACACAGCCGAGAAGAACAAAGAGGCUGUAACACUCAAGCAUAACGACCGUGCUAGAGCAGAGAAGAGACCUGUUAUCAAAUUCUGGUUCGACACGUACCUGCCACGCCAUGUUGACGAUCAGCCAGGCAAGGACGCACAAUUAUCACGGGAGGACGUUGUUGAGGACGCAAAGAAGUUCUUUGGUACCGAGUUUGCCAAUAGAUUCGACGACAAGAAGACGAAAUGGACGAGGAUCAUUGCAGUUGACCACUUGUGGAGCGAUAUCCGCAAAACAUUGCCCAACAGGCCUUACACCCAGGAUGGUGUCCAGAUUGGAAUGGUCAUGAAGGGGCUGAAGCGGGAGCUGGCUGGCAAGCGCGAGGAUCGCGAGACCAGUGAUGAAGCUCCCGAGGAUGUGAGGUUAGUGUUUCGAGAGGGCAGGUUUGAACAUGUGUUUGCCUGGGCGCAGGAGAAUUGGAGGGACAUUGCAAAGCGUCAAGAAACACAUUCAAUGGCGAUGCGGGACAAGAAGCUGAAGGAAAGCGAGAGGGAUGAAGAGAAGGGCGAAGGAGAAGAGAGGGCUGCGGUCAUCGAAGAUCCUUCCGAGGCAUGAACAAUACUGCUCGAGCGGAGGUGUAUGGCUGGAUUCUUUUGUCGCCACACAAUAUGCCCUCUACAAGUCUCCUCACCUGUUAUUUUUCCCUGCAUACCUGUAGGAAGCUCCGUACAGCUUCUGUCUACCAGUUAGUCAUCGGAGC
Messenger RNA from Exophiala viscosa, 1907 nucleotides. RefSeq lists its product as uncharacterized. Lineage: Eukaryota; Fungi; Ascomycota; Eurotiomycetes; Chaetothyriales; Herpotrichiellaceae. The coding region runs from base 278 to 1762 and encodes 494 amino acids. The transcript has a single exon. The record is from RefSeq and is a predicted model, not a curated record.